AUGACAUAUCAUCAGAAGUCAAAAAAUGAAAGAAAAAAGAAUUCUAAAAAAGGAGUAAAAAAGGUAACACCAAGUAACAAGUUUCAACAAAUCAACGGCCAUGUUCCAGAUGAAAUUGAGAAUGCUUAUGCAAACCUAGGCACUCCAAAGACAAAGUUUAAGAAUAUAAUUCGCCAAAAGGGUAAAAAGCAAACAUCUGGACCACCACAAGCCCAUGACAUCCGUAAAUUCUUAAAAGAUAAUAAUCGUAAAUCAACAACUCGAUAUCAUGAAACUCGUCAAAUUCCCUCAUCUCCAACCGACUCUCAACAAUCUCAAUCUCAACCUGAUGAAUACUCGAUAGCUGUAAAAGAUAAAAGUAAUGAAAUUACAUUGUUAACGAAGGAAUAUCAGCAACUUACCAGCGCAGAUUCAUUUGAUUUGUCACUAAUAUUUAAAAAGACGAACGAUUUAAUUCAAGCCAUGAACGAUCGCCACAAUCUCCUAAUUCGUCAGCUCUCGGCAAGUCAAAGCAAGCAUACCGACUUUGUAGCAUCAGAAAUUAAUGCUCUGAGAUGCGAAAUUGAUCAAGUUAAGUCUAGUCAUCAAGAGGAAAUCGAAACUCUUCAAAUAAUAGACUCAUCUCGAAGUGACCUAAAAAAGUUCUGGAUAAGAUUUAAAUUUAGAGGGGAAGCUCAAGACAUCCGAGGAAGAGGAAAUUAUCCAACUGAAAUAAAAAAAAUUCUUGAUAAAAUGGGAAUUAAGUUCAAUCUAGGGAUACUUCCCUUGGAAUCAGCAUUUUUCCAGGACAGGAAGUUUGGUGGCAGCUCGAUCCCAGAAAUUGCUCUGUGCUGUAACUUUGUUAACUCCACAAUAGCACGACGAGUAAAGAUUGACAUAGCAAACUUCAAUAAAGGCUUAGAAGAAAAAGGUCAGUCAGACUUAGUUCGUUACUUUACAACAGUUAGCUGGUCCGAAAAUGUAUGGAAGAUCCUUAGAAUUUGUUUUGAAAUCAAGGGGAAUGGCUUGCUCAAUAGCGCUUUUGUGACUAAUGAAGGUAUUAAGGUCCAAUAUGAGACUGAUUUAGCGCCUGAAGAUCCGAAUGACACUGUCGUUGAUCCCCCCAAAGUUGUCACCACUAAAAUUAACAGCAUGUCUGCACUAGACGAACUACGCAAAUCUAUUAACGACUUUAAUUACCAAUUGCCAGCAGUUCAGGUGUAUAAUUCUGAAUACUUCAACCUGUCAACAGAACAAAGAAAAGAGUUUCGCAUGAAUUAUCAGCAGGAAAUACUCGAGGACGAUAAUCAAAUGCUGAUGGAAACUCAGGAUAAUAACUGA
Messenger RNA from Chironomus riparius, 1320 nucleotides. Lineage: Eukaryota; Metazoa; Arthropoda; Insecta; Diptera; Chironomidae. The record is from the annotation of a GenBank genome assembly.